Xiphias gladius (swordfish) is the source of this 8669-nucleotide messenger RNA. RefSeq names its product histone-lysine N-methyltransferase ASH1L-like. The transcript has 14 exons. The coding region runs from base 601 to 6705 and encodes 2034 amino acids. Gene Ontology annotation, molecular function: DNA binding. Lineage: Eukaryota; Metazoa; Chordata; Actinopteri; Istiophoriformes; Xiphiidae. The record is from RefSeq and is a predicted model, not a curated record.
CCUGACACGUUAACAGCCUGUGCGCAUACGAGGGCACAAUCUGAGCCAUUAUCACAGGCGGGAGCGAUGUAACUUUCCCCGAGAGAAGUGGCAAAAAUAGGAUACAGUGUAACCAGUCCGCCACCUAGCUGCGGAGACGCGCCGACGGAGGUCUGUCGACUGUAUGAUUAUGAAAACACCCGCGCCAAUGUUGUUGCACAGUGGGCUCCGCGCUCCGAUGGGACUGAAACUCGGCUUUCGGAGGUGUUUUAACCUCCGCUGGCCUUAGUUAUGUAAUCGAAGCCACAUCUAAUGCACCAAAAGCUGUGGAUCGCCGUUUGUGCGAAGAGGAGAGCAGGGCAGCAACACCGUAACCUCCUGCCUGAACGCAGUUGGCUCCGGGACGCGCUCUCGGUUCGAGCCUAAAGGAGAAGAGAGAGACCUUCGCUGGAUGAAGGCACCCAACUGUGCUUGGACUGUUAUAGGAUAUUCUUUUGGAAACCUCCUGACCUACACCUGCAUUCAGCUCUUUCCCUUGACCACACUAACCCCACAGGUUGCAUUUGAAAGUGUUAUACUGGGAACCACACAGCAUCCUGCUUCUCCCCCCUGACUUCUCUGAUGGACCAGAGAGUGAAGGGGGGAACCCCUCCAGCCGCAAACUCCACUCUGGACCCCACCUCUGCACCUGAAGACUCUGAACAGGACCAAGUGGCAGAGAAAAAAAGAAGAAGUGAGGGGGAGAAUGGAGAUGUAGGGAAAAAGGAGGAGGAGAAAAGAGGAGCAGGGCGGAAGAGAGAAGGAGACAAGGGGGCAGUGCUGGAGUUGCUCAUCGAGGGGCGCUGUGGAAGCGCAGGGCAGCAACAGCUUCAGAUCUCUGGCAGAGAGACCAGCUGCCCUGAGGGGAAUGUACGACUCCGGAUUGGACUCCAGGCCAAACGCACCAAGAAACCGCCCAAGAUCUUGGAGAGCUAUGUCUGCAAGCCCACCAUCAGGACCUAUCAGAGACAAGGCAGGGGGGGGCUGCUGAGGGGGGAUGGUGAAGGAGGAGUGGGGCAGCAGAGUAAAUCCAGCUCUACCCCAGACAAGACAACCAGAGAGCAACGCUCAGGCUUGGAUGCUGUCCAGACCACAUCCAAACAAACUGCAUCUGCUGCUUCACCACCACUUGCAUCAUCAUCAUUAUCAUCGUCACCGUCUUCGUCAUCGCAGCCACUGUCCUUAUCAUCAACAUUUACUACAGCUUCCACCCCAGCGUCAGUCCCUGCCAUAGCCAGCCAAGGGACGAAGUCUGCCAAACAGGUUUCUAUCAAACUGGCCGAUAAGACAGAGGUGAAUUCAAAUGGCUCAUCUGAGAGAGUGAAGAAAGAGAAACUUCCUAGUGUGAAUGGCCAGCCUGUUCCUGCAGGACACAAACCCUGCUCCCCAUCAAGAGACCAGAUAGCUUCAGCUACUCCUUCCACACCAUGCAUCCAGGCACUCUCUGCAUCGGAGACCAGGAAUGAGGGAAACACCUCCAAGAAACAUAAUGGUUUGGUACAGACAGGGAAACAGAAGGGACUACCCAAUGGGAAAGGCUCUGUCGACAUCCUUGGCACUUCGAUCUCGUCGAAAAUCAAAGUUGGAAAACACAGCAGUUCCUCGUCUGUUUCUGCCAUGGAAUCCUCGACAAGACCUCCAAUCGCCACCAGCUUGCAUAAAGAACUUAGCUUGUCCAAUAAGAGUAUGCCACACUCUCCUCCCUCUCCCUCAGUCACCCCUAAACCACAGUCCUCCCCAACUGUGGAUCUCUCCUCAGCCCAAUCCCAAGAUCACGAUCCCUCUCUACAGCCCUCACUAGAGAAAAAGAGAGAGAAAGAGAGGAAAGCAAAGAAAGAGAAACGGAAAGACAAAAAAUCAAAGCGAGAUAAAUCGGGAGCUGAAAAAGCAAAGAGUGAGAGCAGAAAGGAGGAGGGCAAGAAGAAGAAAAAGGAGAAAGGGAAAGAUGUAAAAUCAAGGCACGGUAAAGAAAAAGUUGAAAGACUUAGGACUGAUGAUAUGUGGAGGGAUGAACUAAAGACUGAAAGGGGAAAGGCUGAGAAAAAGAUGGAUAAGCUUAGUCCAGACAGACAAAGAACAGAAGAUAACAGUGCAAAAUGUGGUGAAACAGUUGAUAGUGGCAAACUAGAUAAAACCUGUAAAGUAGUGAAUCCAGGCAGACCAGAAGAAAAUGAAGAGAGAGAUGACAGUUGCAAGCUAGUUAAACAAGCUGAGCCAGCAACAACAGGUGAUAACAGUAAAUCAAAAGAACAAGACAUCACAAGACAUUCAACUGUGCCUACUAGCCAUCCCUCUUCUUCUGCUCCUCCCUCUCUGCUCACUCCUUCUGCCCGUGCCGCUGUUUCUCCCCCUUCUUCCCCCCAAGAGCAAGACAGCCGACCGCUUAAGAAACGUAAAGCCAGGCGGCCCAGCUGGACCAAGCUGGUACACCGGGCUCAGAGGGCGGAAAAUCAGGAAGCCCCUUCAGACUCCCAGCAUAAUCCUUUACUAAGUUUCCCCCACAACCCCAAGACAUCCCUUCCUGCCAAGGCCACUAUUCAGCAGACCGAUGAGUCACACCCAACUCCGUCUAGCUCCUUAACCAGCAGCUCCUCCGCUCUCUCUUCUGCAACCAAACCCCCAUCCCCAAGGCAGAGUCACCCCACAUCAGACCCUAGCCCCCCUACAUCCAGAUGCCCCAUAACUCCUUCUCGAAAAAGGGGCCGCCCUAAAUCACACAGCUCUAGUUUAGAUGAACCCCCCUCUAGACUUUCACCAAACGCUAUCCGAACUGAGGUGCCUCUUCUGGGUUGUAACGGAGUUCAGAAAGCCCCUGUGCAGGAGCCAAGUCCAAUGCUGCAAUGUGCCACUCAGUCUAAAUCCAGCCCCAAGAAGCGUGGCCGUCCUCCCAAACGACCCCUCCCUGAGGACCAGAGUGGAGAUGCACUGAAUCACACUGAUAAUACAGACAGGAGUAAAGAUUUUCAUCCUCCUGAAAAGGGGAACAGGCAGCUAAAGAUCAGGAGACUGAUUAAUGAGAUGAAGAAAAGAAAGAAGAGGAGACUUCAGAAGGUAAUGCUGUCUGGUUAUGUAGGAAAGGAGGGGAGGGGAGGCGAGGCAGCAGAUGGCAAGACAUCUCUGAGAAUGUGUAAAUCAAUAGAGGCUACAACGGUACACACGCUCUCAGCUCUGUCCUCCUCCUUUGGGAGUAAGCUGGGCCCUCAGAUCAAUGUGAGCAAGAGAGGGACCAUCUACAUGGGCAAGAGGCGAGGACGCAAGCCUAAAGUCCAAACGGCUAACCUAAAUUCCAACUCUCAGAACUCCACUCAGCCGUCUCUGUUUACUAAUCCCUCUGAAACUUCUCUCUUCUCGUCUAACCAACCCCAGCCUCUUCCCUCUCACCCCUUUCCCUCCCCAUCUCUUACCCACUCCAGUGGGGCCCAGAGUCCUUACAGUGAGGGCAGCCUCACAGAACCAUCAUCUUCCCUACUUUUUCCUCACCCCUUCUCCCUCCCUUCCCCAUCAUCAUCCUGUACCUCCCCGCGUCCUCCCUCCUCCUCUUCCCUCUCUCCCUUUGUGAAGAAGAGUUGUCCUUGCCAGGGAAGGCAUCACUUCCCCUUUCACCAGUCUUCAUGUAAGCUUUCCUGUCCCACCCCUCCACUGCAUCACACACCUGGCUCUCCUGGCCACCUGAAAGAGGCCACGCCCUCCCCCAGGAGCGAAUCACACAGCGAAGAGACACUGCCUAGCGACAGCGGAAUCGGAACGGACAACAACAGCGUUUCUGAGCGAGGCGAGAUGAGGGGAGCACGAGGCAUUCUCAGGUUGGGUCAGGGGUCGGGAGUGAUGCUUGGGGGUCAAAGACACCCAUCCUCUCUUGUGGACCGUCCCUCUCCUGUUUCCUCAUCCCCCUCUCAUAUUCCCAGACACACCAACCCAAUCAGCAACUCAAGUACUGCGGAGCGGCACCGAGACAGACACCGGCACAGGCGGAGAGACUACGACUGUUCCUCUUCCUGUACUUGCUUGUGCCCCUGCCCCUGCCCAGGACACAAUAAGUGCACUCAUUCAGACUAUUAUUCUUGCCUUGGGCACAAUGCACUGAAGAGACAGAAAAAUAAACACAAGAAGAAGCACCAGCAGCUGCACAUGCAGGAUCCAGAGUUUCUGGCUGAACUAGAAGAUCUGAUUGGUCAAUUCAGCGAGGUCCAUAUCGGACGGCGAAGUUGGGUGAGGACCGGACUGGGACAGGGCUUUGAUGGGAGUGGGAAUACUGCUGGAGGAAGGCGCCAUCCUCCCUCCUCCCAUUCUCUCCGCUCUAACAUCUUCAGGAUCAAUCUGAAUGGCUUCUAUUCACCUCACCCUUCAUCUUACCCUGCUAAUCCCUCCUUCUCCCCCCAGCCUUUCUACCCCUGCCAGCCGGUACAUUGUAACAGGAAGCCCGACCGCAGGCAGUGUGGCUGCCCAUCAAAGUUCCAGGAGACCAUUGAAAAUUUGGGCUUUUACAGCAGCUAUCCCCCAGCCACAACACUUUACCACCACCUCCCCAGCUCCUACCCGCUUCCAUCUCCUCAUCAGUAUGCCCCCCAUCAGCCCCACCACGCCCACUUCCUCCUCAACCCUGCCAGAUUCCACAGGCGCAGGAGCAGGUUGCUGAGAGAGGGAGCUUUAGGGGGAGAAGCUGAGGGAGAUAUAGGAGGAGGCAGCGGAGGAGGCCCGCAUCUCAGCUCAGGGUUCACAUCCGGCCUCUCCUGUGGCUGUGGGAGGAGCGAGCACAAACACAAACAUAAACACCGUCACCGGCACUGCGAGCGAGACAUGGAUGAUGAGGAGGAGUUACACGAGGAUGAGGAGGAAGACAGCAUGGAGAGAGAGGGGUUGGCCAGUUCAAAGCCAAGAUCUGGGUUCAUUUUGGGGCAAGGAGAAGGAGGAAGAAAAGGGACAAGAGGAAUUGGGAGCAUGCUGUCCAAAGAAUCGCCUUGGUUAUGUGAGAAUGGAAAUGAUUCCUUCUCCUCUGCUGCUGCUGCCGCCACAGCAUCAUCCUCCUCAGCAGAGAGAUACAAACACACGUCUCUCACCUCACUGGGGUUAGGUUCCUCUCACCUGUCAUCAUUUGGAGGAAGCUGGGGUGGCCUGGGCCAGAGUUGGAUGAAAUUCGGGGGCGUAGGAGGGUCAGCAUUUGGAAACUCAAACCCCAGCUGGCGAGGAUUCACCGGGGAGCAACGUACGGGCAGACGGAUUGUAUCGGACGGAGAGGACGAAGACGGUGAGGAUGCUCAAGAGUCACACCUGUACAGGACAUCCCCAUCCCCAUCCCCAACACACACCAACCUAUUCACAUCCGCUGCCAUGGCAACAGGGGGGAGGGGUCCGAGGAGUGGAUUGACCAGUAGGAAUUCUGGAAGUGAAGACAGGUCAUGGAGGAGAGACGAGCCAGCUUGGAGAGACAGGAGGGAAUCAGAUUUACAAGGUGACUCAAGAAGCCGGGGGCAGCAGAAAAGUGUGCCAACACCAGACAGUGUGGCAGUGAAAAACAAAAGAAGGCCGGGGCGGCCCAGGAAGCACCCAUUGCCCUUGACUGUGUCCUCCCCCACACACUCUGCAGCAGCUCCCUCCAUGUCAUCGCUCGACCUCUUGCCAGGACACAGCCACAACAGAGAUGGAAGAGACGUGGGGGGGAGAAAAGAGGAAAGAGCGCCAGAAAGAGAUCGAGGAGGCGACACAGUGCAGCAGGUGACAGAGUUGGAGCUGCAGGCCAGGAGGAAGAGAGGACGGAAGAGAAAACAUGGUGACUCUCCCUGUCAUCAGAGUGUCACUGUGGAUAAACCUGAGUGUGACACCCCCCCUGAAUGUUUUAGCCAAUCAGAUGUUGACCAGGCUCCGUCCCUACCAGUAACCGUCCAAAGAGAGGAGAGAGCUGAUGGUCCUCCCACGAAGAAGUUUCUCAGGGCAGGUCUUUACUCGGAUGAUUACAAAACUACAGAUCCCCCCUCACAAGCCCAGCAGAUUUCCAGAGAGAGUUUGGAGUACACACCAGAGGAGCACGAGCACACCCUUUUACCUGCUCCCAUACAUGUUGGGAAGUACCUGAGGCUAAAGCGGAUUCAUUUCCAGUUACCCUAUGAUGUUAUGUGGCUGUGGCAGCACAACCAGCUUCACAGCCAGCCUGCUGUCCCACUGAAGAGGAAGCGGCGUUACUGCCGGCUGAAGGAGAGGACUAUGUCCUCUCACCAGACAGCGGAGGAGAGCUCCAGUGACAUUACCAGCCUGUUCCCUCACCUCGACAUGGAGCCUUUGACCAGCAGUGAGAGGAGCUUUGUGGUGAAACACCACGUGUUCCUCGUGAGGAACUGGGAGCUCGUGAGAGACAGACAGAUCCGUCUGAGGAUAGGGAGGGAGCGAGAAAGAGACGCAGAGGGGGAGGAGAGGGAGUCACGACGUCUGUCCUGUGAUGGAGCCAAUGGGGACGACAGCCACAUCAAGUCAGAUCAGCCGGUGGGGAUGGAGGUGACGAUUAUCAGCAGUGACCCCCACCAUCAGAGUCAGGACACCUCCAGCUCACUCACUGCCAGUCCCUGUCCCACCAAAAACCAGAACAGACAAGAGGAGGAGGGAGAGGAAGAAAAACGAGGGGAAGAAGAGGUCUGCAGCAGAGAACAGAGGAGGAGACGGCUCAACGAUUUACUUUUGACCCUGCAGCAAUCAUAAGCUAACAGAGGGAGGUGGGACCACUCUGAGAAAGGGACCAGGCCCACCACUGGCCAGAUGGACACGAACUGAUGUCACAACACUGCUAUUAACAGUAAUAGCGCUGCAGAGAACAAGCGAGAAAAGGAGAAGAGAUCCGGAGAAUUAUAAUGGCUGAAAAUGCAAGAAAGACAUCUCACACACUGACAGAUGAGUGUGUUGAACCUAGCGCUCUGAAGGGCAUCACACCAAGGAUGAAACCAUGGCAACGCAUCUUUUGUCCAAGCGGAGAGGGAUGAGAGAAACAGAGAUAGACUGUCCUGGAUGAAAGAACGAAACAGACCAGCUGAAAUGAAUUUGCACUAGUGCUGGAUGAACAAGCACACUAAGGACUGUAUGUAUGCUGAGUGGACACACUAUAAACGCACACACAUACACUUUGAUUGCUCUUACUUCAGCACCUUAAGCGAACUGGGAAAGACAGACAUUGCUCUGAGAUUUAUAGUGGACACAUACAGUAUAGUACUCAGCAUUGCGGCUCUGAAGUUUCCAAGAGACAAGGAGUUCACAAGCUGCCCGUGGAAACAAAAAUGUAGCCUGGGCCCUAAGUAGGUCAAAAUUGAACCCUCAUUUAAGCGUUAGGCUUUCAAAGUCACAUUGCACCUUUGGGAAAUGACAUGAGGAGAAGUGAGCCAGUUAAAAUCUGUUGAGACAGUGUUAGGGGUUUUUCUUCACUUUACCAAGACAGUGUCUGCUAUGUACCAGUGAAUAGGCAGGGGAGGGGGUGGGCUUAGUGAUAGGAAUUUUGGCAUUGCUGCAACAGAAUUUCUAAUGAGGUUUUAAGAAAGAAGUUAUUUUUGAAAAAAAAAAACACAGCUUGAGUACUGUCUGAUAAAGAAAUGGACAGAAUAUAUUCACGAUAGGAAUGUUUAUUGUUGACUAUUUUCAGUAUUGCUUCCUGGGGAAGGGAGGGAGAGGGGUAAAAAGUGUUUCUGUUUACUUCAGACUGCCUUUGAGAAUGUUUAGCUCUUUGCUUCAGAGCAUUGACAAUCAGAAUGUCCUCGGGGAGAAAGGAGAGAGGAAAGGGAAUGAAAACUAGAAUUGAUUCGCCCCAAAUGCUCUGUAGAAGUGCCAUGUUGUCUUGUGUAUGUACCUAAGCGAACUCAUGCAGUCUUUAAAAGCAAUAUCUCCUCUGAUAAGGACUAUAUAAGGACUUCCUUUGUUAAGUUUUUGUUUUGUUUUUUUAAAGUUGUGAAUAUUUGAGGAUUGGAGGUCAUUUUUCUGUACAGAUGCAUAGUAGAUUGUUCUCAUCUUAGGAGCAUUGGGCUAAUCCUUAGUGGAAGUAACCAUAAGCGUUUAGUUUCAUGUGAAUGUACAUAGAGAGAGACCUGUUUUCCUUCUAUCAGCAGUAGCGUGUAAAAUUAGUAUUAUACAUGACAAUACUAUUGGGAAUAUACAUAAUGGUUAAUAGUCAAAUCUUUCAUUUUACUAAGAUGUUUUUAACCAGUUAUACAGCUGACCAAUAUAUCAGACAUUUCUCCUUAUAUUUCACUAUAUGAUUUUUUUUUGUAGAAUAACAUAAUUUUUUUUUAGUUUUUUUUUUUUAGCUGAACAUACUUUUUUUAAUUGGUCAGACAAUCAGUGACAGUGACUUAGUUUUUCCAGUUUUACAUUUCUGCUCUCCUUCAGUAGUGUGGCUUCUAAUAAAAAGCCAAGAAAGUGCAAUUUCUUUGACUGUUUACAUACUGUAUGUAUAUUUUUCCUCUUUCCUUUUUUAACUAAGAGCACUACAUUAUUGCCAGUGGAUGAUUAACUUUAUAGCAAAGGUACACAUAAAGAGUUAUUUAUCUAGUUUGCAUGACAUGUAACCUUUGCCUGUUGCCUCUGAUAAUGUGCAUCUGAAAAACAAAACAUCAAAAACAGUUAUAACUCAACGCCAUAGAAUGUCAGCUCAGACUUUUUGCCUCUAUAUCCAUAAUAAUAAA